AGGCUCGAGAAUUUCAUGCUUAGGAGUAGAAACGAUCGACCAUGAGGAGCGUACGCAAGCUAUCGUGUUGCUAAGAAAGACAAAUCUGUGUUACUUUUGCGUGUUGCAUUGCACAGUAGUAGCUAGAUAAAUCAUCAGCAGUGGAGCUGCAACUUCUUCGAGCAGUAAGUCAGUUGCGUGUAUAUAUGUGUGUGUGUGUAUAAUAUUAGUGUAAGUAGUUCUUAUAUACGCGUUUACGAAAUACAAAACAUCUGUGGUAUUCUUGGUCGAUAUGGUGACUCUGCUUCGAAAUACGGAACGUCGCGCUUCUCCGCGCGAUCAAUGAUUGACAGUUUUACGUAACACCUCGUCUGAGCAAUCGAAGUCGAUGCAAUCGAAGUCGAUACAAUUGAAGGACGAACUGCAUGGACACCAGGCGCGAUAAACUUCAGACCACCAUGGCGGAAAUAAAUACCUUACAAUGGGUUGACUACCUCGUCAUAGUGAUUAUGUUGGGUAUAAGCGUAGGAAUUGGUAUUUAUUACAAAUUCAGCGGAGGUCGCCAAAAAACCAUGGAGGAAUACUUCAUUGCGGAUCGAUCAAUGAGUAUUAUACCAGUCGCCAUUGCUUUGGUAGUAUCUUUCAUGUCUGCCAUUACAUUGCUUGGCGUAUCCGCCGAAAAUUACACUUUCGGGACGCAGUUUGUGGUAAUAAACGUAUCAUAUUUAAUAGGAACAGUGAUGAUAUGCUACGGAUUUUUACCAGUAUUUUUCAAAUUGCAAGCGACUAGUGCUUACGAGUAUUUAGAAAAGCGUUUCGGAGUAAGAACUAGGAUGAUGGCUAGUUUUGUUUACUGGAUUCAACUGCUUUUGUACUCAGGAGUGGUGCUUUAUGCCCCUUCUUUAGCUUUGGAAGCGACUACCGGAAUUCCGAAGAAUACCAGUAUCAUUAUUAUCGGUGUCAUCUGUGCCUUUUAUUCAACUAUAGGCGGUAUUAAGGCUGUACUAAUAACCGAUGUAUUUCAAGCCUUACUUAUGUUCGCCGCUGUGUUUACUGUUAUCGGCAUAGCUGUAAGAGACACGGGAAGCUUGUGGCAAAUAUGGGAGAUUGCAAAACGUGGACAACGAAUCGAGUUUGAUAGUUUUUCUCUGGAUCCGACAGUUCGUCACACUUGGUGGUCCCUCGUUAUCGGUGGUUUGUGUACCUUUUUGUCGCUUUAUGGUGUAAAUCAAGUUCAAAUACAGCGUAUGUUAACCGUGAAAAAUAUAAAGACUUCGCGAAAAGCUUUAUGGUUAUCAUGGCCUAUUCUGACAAUGCUGUCAAUGUCAACCUGCUUCUCAGGAUUAGCAAUAUAUAGUAAAUACUAUAAUUGCGAUCCAAGUCUGCAGAAGAGAAUUACUACACCUGAUAUGCUUAUGCCAUUGUAUGUUAUGGACACAAUGUCCGACCUACCCGGCUUGCCAGGCCUUUUCAUUGCAGGUAUUUUCAGUGGUGGCCUCAGUUCGAUUUCAGCAGCUUUGAAUUCUCUGGCUGCGGUGACGUUUGAGGAUUACGUGAAACCUAUAUUCAGCAAGUUCCUCAAACGCGAGAUUACCCCCGCGAGAUCAACUGCUAUAGCUAAACUGCUCGUUCUUACGUUCGGCGUUAUUUCCAUAGCUCUGGCAUUUUUAGCGCAACUACUGGGCGGAAUUCUCCAAGCUGGUUUGACCAUUUUUGGAGUGGUUGGUGGACCAUUAUUAGGCGUCUUCACGCUUGGUAUGGGCACGGAAUCGGCGACAGAAAGUGGUGCUCUUGUCGGUGGUUUAACUUCGCUCGCGUUUGUAUUCUGGAUAGCUUUCGGACAACCGCGACCGAUGCCUCCCAUAUUACCGAGGUCCAUCGAAGGCUGCAUCGCGAAUGAUUUUAUGAAUACGACAGUUUUAGAAAACAUAACAAUGUCGACGACAGAACUGCCCGGAAAUAUUGAUGACAGCUCGUAUUUUUAUUUGUACCGCAUUUCAUAUAUGUGGUACUGUCCUUUAGGACUCGUAAUAACGUUGGUACUGGGUCUGAUUGUCAGCAACGUGACUCGUUUAUUCUCUAAACACCACAAUGACGACUUAGAUCCUGAUUUAUUCUUUCCUGUCGUGUCGAGAAGGAUACGUGCCAGACAACGUGGCGAUGUAGCAAGCAACGAAACGACAAAUUAUGUGAUGAAGAGGAUGAAUUCUUCAAACGACGGAAAUUAUGAGGACGACAAUUUCGAACUUGUCGCAAAACUUUAACGGAUAAUUCCAUUCGAAAUGCGGCCGCAUCUUCUUGUCCUAUUCUUCUUCCUCUCCGUGUCGUCUGCGGAGCAACGACACGUUAAGAGCGACGAGGAGAAGUGUCACGAAGAGCAUCCGAUCUUGCUCUACUAUUUCUCAUGGGCGGAUUACACAGUGCUCGCAAUGAUGCUGAUCAUCUCGAGCUUAAUCGGUACCUUCUAUGGCUUCUUCGCCAAAAAGCAGGAGACCAGCCAGGACUUUCUGCUGGGCGGGUCUAGCAUGGGCACAUUUCCCACCGCGAUGUCGUUGGCCGCCAGUUUCAUUACAGCUAUUGAACUUCUGGGAAAUCCCGCGGAGAUGUACAAACAGGGUACUCAAUACUGGAUGAUCUGCGUCUCUUUCAUACUCGUGGUGCCGAUCACCUCUUGGUUCUACUUGCCAGUGUUUAUGAAAUUAAGACUGACUUCGAGCUACGAAUAUCUGCAUCUGCGUUUCAAUCGCAGUUGCGGAUUGUUGGCGAGCGCACUAUACAUGUUGCAAAUGGUGUUGUACACGUCGGUAGCUGUGUAUGCGCCUGCGUUAGCGCUAAGUCACGUCACGGGCCUGAAUACUUAUAUAGCCGUUACUCUAGUCUACGUAGUCUGCAUUUUCUACGCUUCGCAGGGUGGCAUGAAAGCCGUAAUCAUGACCGACACGUUCCAAGCCGCCGUUCUUAUCGGUUCGUUGUUCCUCAUCCUGGGUUAUGGACUGAGUUGGGCGGGCGGGAUGGAGCUCGUUUGGCAGGACAACGUGAAGUCCGGAAGAAUAGAGUUCUUUAACAUGAAUCCUAAUCCGACGGUACGACACAGCUUCUGGAGUGUCGUCGUCGGUGGUACCGUCUAUUGGCUCACUAUGUUCUGCAGCAACCAAGCGUCCGUCCAAAAGUAUCUCAGCGUUGAGACCAUCUCGCAAGCGAGAAUAGCACUAUGGGUGUCCGCUUUCGGCAUGAUUCUAAUUUAUAGCGUAAAUUUCCUAACUGGAAUGGUGCUGUAUAGCACGUACAAAGACUGCGAUCCAUUGACCGCCGGAUACAUAAACAGCCAGGAUCAAUUGCUACCACUAUAUGUAAUGAAUUUUAUGGGAAGUCUUCGUGGUGUACCUGGAUUCUUUGUGGCUGGAAUCUUUGCUGCCUCUCUAGGAACAGUUGCAAGUGCCUUGAAUUCUCUAGCGGCGAUAACUUGCGAAGAUAUUCUUCGCGGGCUCUUCCACAUGGAAAUGCCGGCAAGUAAAGGCGCCAUUUAUGCCAGAUGGAUUAGCAUAUGUUUCGGAGUUAUUAGCUUUGCACUAGUCUUCGUUGUUGAACGACUUGGUAGCGUUUUACAAGUUGCAUUGUCUUUCAAUGGCAUGGUUGGUGGUGUAACUCUGGGACUGUUCUCCUUGGGUAUGUUUAUACCGUGGGCCAAUGCUAAAGGGGCAAUCGUAGGUGCUAUCACGAGCUUGAUAGUCGUUUUGUGGAUCGGAUUAGGCGCUCAAGUUGCUGCUAUAAAUGGACAGAUUCAUUUGGACGGUAAGUCCAUAUCGAUCAAAGAGUGUCCUUGCAUAAACGAGACUGUAAAAGACGCCUUUGAGCAAUUCAAACAUUCUGAUGAUGAAGUUUUAGCUGUAUACAAGACUAGUUACUUGUGGUACAGCGCGAUUGGAUGCAUGUUGACCAUGCUGGUGGGAGUGGCGGUGAGCUUCAUCACGGGUGUUCAGAAUCCCGCUGAUGUCGACCAAGAUUACUUGAGUCCACCGAUUGCUGCCCUGUUCCGUAUACAGACAAAACCUUGCGCCUCCAUGAACCGGAUGCAAGGUAUUGUGAAUUUGGGCCUGGAACAGGAUGAGAAGCCCCAACAAGUGCAAAUGGAUACUAGCAAGAGUCCGCAAUGAUCUUCGCGAGACUCUUCGAAGAGUCCGAGAAGAGAGAAACUGUCGAGAGGAUGUCGCCGUGAAGUAGCCGUAAUAAAGUGCACUUGUGAUACACGUCUUGAAUUAAAUGAUACUUACGAGAUCAAUAAAAUUCUUUUUUAGCACGUGUUUUAUACGGUGACGAUCGAGAAACGAUUAUAUAGUAGUAACAACACGAUAGAAUAUUUGUUUCUAGGAACGAUUCUCGUUCGUUGAAGCUUUUAUAUAUAUAUAUAUAUAUAUAUAUAUAUAUAUAUAUAUAUAUAUAUAUAUAUAUAUAUAGCAGGAAAUUUAAUAAUAUUUAAUAGAGAAAAAUGAGAAUGUCUCAUAUGAAAGAAUUAAUUGAGAGGAUAGAAAUGGCAAAUGGUAAUAAUUUGUUUUACAGAGAAACACAUGAGUGAUAUUAUUACCGGAAUGAUGAUUGUUUACUGACUGAUAAUAUGAUAUAAUUUGUAUAAAUUAUUCACGUAUAGUAUCCAUGUCAAUGAUACUUUAUGCGUUACAUCAAGAAAAUACUUUCGAUGUAAUCGAUUAUUUAUUUCACAAAAUAUUUCUUUUUAUCUUGCAUAAAAAGAAAUUAUUGACAUUCUUAUGAUACUAUAAUCGAAACUAUAAUGUUACUUAUCCCAGAGGUAUUUUACAACUUAAAUAUCACUAAAUAUCACGAGUAGUAUGAAAAGAAUUAUCUAAAUCCAAUUUUGUUUGGAACGACUAGACUUUGUAUCAGAAUGGUCUUUUAUAUAUCUUGCGCAUCUCAGCUUUUUCACAAGUGUGUAUAGUUGAGAAUUUCAGUAUUAAAAAUAUUUCCUUAUCGA
This is a messenger RNA of Odontomachus brunneus, 4966 nucleotides long. RefSeq lists its product as uncharacterized. The transcript has 17 exons. NCBI's taxonomy places the organism in Eukaryota, Metazoa, Arthropoda, Insecta, Hymenoptera, Formicidae. Gene Ontology annotation, cellular component: membrane. The record is from RefSeq and is a predicted model, not a curated record. Gene Ontology annotation, biological process: sodium ion transport; transmembrane transport. Gene Ontology annotation, molecular function: symporter activity.